UUUAAAAUGUCGCAAUGCUCUGUUUUUAUAAUUACCGAACAACAGAAACACACAAAAAACGAAAACAAUGUCGAUUAUUUUGUGUUUCUUUUUGUUUCUUCUUCUCCCCGCUCUUUUCUCGUUAAUAUUCGUGAAGGAUAUCAAAUCCUCGAAACAAAAUCUUCCUCCAAGCCCACCACAGCUUCCUAUCAUCGGAAACCUACACCAGCUUCGAGGGUUGUUUCACAGAUGUCUUCAUCAUCUCUUGAAGAAACAUGGACCUUUGAUACUACUCCGUCUAGGGGUUCUUAGAAUGGUCGUGAUCUCAUCGAGUGAAGCAGCUGAAGAAGUUCUUAAAACCCAUGACACUGAGUGUUGUACAAGACCCGUCACUAUGGCCUCAACCGUUUUCUCGCGUAACGGUAAUGACAUCGGCUUUGGGGAAUACGGUGAGGCAUGGAGAGAGCUGCGUAAGCUCGCGGUUCGUGAGUUUUUCAGCGUGACAAAGGUUCGAUCUUUCAGGUACGUUAGAGAGGAAGAGUGUGACUUGAUGGUCAAGCAACUGAGAGAAUUGGCUUUGAAGCAAUCCCCUGUGGAUUUGAGCAAAACCCUUUUUUGCUUAACUGCUAGUAUCGUCUUCAGAUCUGCCUUGGGGCAGAGUUUCUUGGAGAACAAGCAUAUCGAUAAGGAAGGGAUCGAAGAACUGAUGCUUGAAGCUCACAGUAACAUGUCUUUCAAUUUAACUGAUAUGUUCCCCACUGCUGGUCUUGGAUGGUUCAUGGACUUUGUAUCAGGGCAACGUAAGAGACUUCAUGAUGUUUUCACGGAGGUUGAUACUUUUCUAAAUCAUAUAAUAGAUGAUCAUCAAUCCAAGAACUUCACACAAGAUCGUCCUGAUUUCAUCGACUACCUCUUAGAAAUGAUACCGAAACAAGAAGAAAAUGAAUCUUUCAAGCUCACCAUUGAUCAUCUCAAAGGAAUCAUCCAAGGCAUAUAUCUUGCUGGAGUAGACACAAGCUCCAUCACCAUGAUUUGGACGAUGGCAGAGCUCGUUAGAAACCCUAGAGUGAUGAAAAAGGUACAAGAUGAGAUCCAUAGUUGCAUUGGAAUCAAACACAAGGAGAGAAUCACUGAAGAGGAUCUUGAUAAGCUUCAAUACUUGAAGCUUGUGGUGCAAGAAAGCUUAAGACUACACCCACCAGUUCCUCUAUUACUCCCCAGAGAAACAAUGAGUCAAAUCAAGAUUCAAGGCUAUGACAUUCCACCAAAAACCAUUCUAGUGGUGAAUGCUUGGUCGAUAGGUAGGGAUCCUAAACACUGGAAAGAUCCAGAAGAGUUUGUCCCGGAGAGGUUUAUCACUACAAGAAAACACACCGAAUUCCGACGGAUCUUCCGACGGACACCAAGGUCGUCGGAAAUUUGCGACGGAAUACUGACAAAUUUCCGACCAAAUCCAAAAAAAUUAAGUCGUCGGAAUUCCGUCGGCCAUUUCCGACGGAAUUCCGACGACAUACGGUUCGUCGGAAUUUUCCGACGACUUUUCGACGACAUUCCGAUAAAAAAUGUAACCGUUGUAGUCGUCGGAAGUUCGUCGGUAUAUUCCGACGAAAUUCCGACGACAUUCCGAUUAAUAGCAAAGUCGUCGGAAUUCCAUCGGUAUAUUCCGACGGAAUUCCGACGAACCAUGUGACCGUUGCCGACAAAUACAUAUGACCGUUGUAUAGCCGUUUGGGAUUGGACAAUUCCGACGGAAUUCCGACGGACUUCUUUACAUCCGUCGGAAUUUCGUCGGAAAGUCGUCGGAGGUCCGUAAGCAAUUUCCUAUAAAUACAACCCCUCCUCAUUCAACUCAUUCACACUUCAUUCUCUCUUCAUUCUCUUUAGUCAUAACAAUUCCGUGAAAAUCAUGUCUUCAGAAGUUUAUUAUCGUUCGUGGAUGGAUAAACCUCAUUUGGAUCCGAACACCAAUUUGCUUACGGAAGAAUACGUUCAAGGGAUUGGAGAAUUCAUGAGGCUUGUUCAACAGCAACCGGAUGCAAAAAGUGGUAUGUUAAGAUGUCCCUGCUCUUCUUGCAAUAAUAAUAAGGUUAUAAAAGAAUUUGAUGUUUGGACUCAUUUGUAUAUGAAAGGGUUUUCACGUAAUUAUAAAGUUUGGUACCUUCAUGGGGAAACUGGUUAUGAAUAUGGUAGUACUAGCGAACCUCAGCCUGUUAGUGAACCUCAGCCUGAUAUUAGGUUAGAAGAAUCUAGAACGGAUAUAGAUUAUGGUGUAGGUACUGAGCAGAUGGUACAUGAUCAUUAUAGAGGGGAAGAACCAAACCCCGAGUCUAGGAGAUUUUUUGACAUGUUGGAUGCAGGAAAACAACCUUUGUAUCAAAAUUGUAGAGAUGGUCAUUCAGUCUUAUCAUCUGCAACUAGAUUAAUGGGUAUUAAGACAGACUAUAAUUUGGCUGAAGAAUGUAUGGAUGCGAUUACUGAUUUUGUCAAAGGUAUUCUACCUGAGGAUAACCUUGCACCGGGUUCAUACUACGAGGUUCAGAAACUUGUUGCAGGUCUUCAACUACCGUAUGAAGUGAUAGAUGUAUGUAUUGACAACUGCAUGAUCUACUGGAGAGCGGAUGAGACACGGAAUGUAUGCAAAUUUUGUGGGAAACCUCGUUAUCAGGAGACGAGGGGAAGAGUUCCGAUCCCAUUCAAAAGAAUGUGGUAUUUGCCUUUGACGGAAAGAUUGAAGAGGUUGUAUCAGUGUGAGCGCACAGCAAAAGCAAUGAGAUGGCAUGCAGAGCAUUCCACAAAUGGUGAGAUUAGACAUCCUUCAGAUGCAAAGGCUUGGAAACAUUUCCAGUCAACAUAUCCAGAAUUUGCGGAAGAGAGAAGAAAUGUUUAUCUUGGAUUAUCUACUGAUGGUUUCAGCCCAUUUGGAAAGCAUGGAAGGCAGUAUUCUCUAUGGCCAGUUAUUGUGACACCGUACAACUUACGGCCGAGCUUGUGCAUGCGACGAGAGUUUUUGUUUCUCUCAAUUCUAGUCCCCGGGCCAGAUCAUCCUAAAAGAUCACUAGAUGUGUUUCUUCAACCACUAAUAUAUGAGUUGCAACAACUAUGGGCGCAUGGUUUUGAGACAUACGAUGUUUCGCGCAAAGAAAACUUUCAGAUGCGGGCAGUACUUAUGUGGACAAUAAGUGACUUUCCAGCAUAUGGUAUGUUAUCUGGAUGGACAACACAUGGGAAGCUAUCAUGUCCAUAUUGUCAAGAUGACACAGAUGCUUUCCAACUAAAGAACGGAAGGAAAACGUGUUGGUUUGACUGUCACAGACGAUUUCUACCACCUGAUCAUCCAUACCGCAGGAGUAAGACUUCGUUUAC
Messenger RNA from Brassica napus (rape), 3342 nucleotides. Its product is annotated as cytochrome P450 71B4-like. Bases 68 to 1669 code for a protein of 533 amino acids. Gene Ontology annotation, molecular function: iron ion binding; monooxygenase activity; heme binding. Lineage: Eukaryota; Viridiplantae; Streptophyta; Magnoliopsida; Brassicales; Brassicaceae. The record is from RefSeq and is a predicted model, not a curated record. The transcript has 2 exons.